This is a messenger RNA of Cercocebus atys (sooty mangabey), 1907 nucleotides long. It is a transcript of the gene CDCA3, whose product is annotated as cell division cycle associated 3. The record is from RefSeq and is a predicted model, not a curated record. NCBI's taxonomy places the organism in Eukaryota, Metazoa, Chordata, Mammalia, Primates, Cercopithecidae. Bases 884 to 1690 code for a protein of 268 amino acids. The transcript has 6 exons.
AGAAUGGCAGUUGGACACAGCCUGCCUGCCGGUGCUCCGCCCCUGCCCCGCGCUUGACCGACGCCAAUGAGAAGCGCUCCUAAGGCAAUUGAUGGUUGAAAGAACCAAUCCCACUCCUCCAGGGCGGGAGCGCACGUAGAGCAGCUGGGUGGGCUCCGAAGUUGCAGCUCCUCCGGCUCCGGGACCUUUAGGGUCUCUUCGCGUGCCUUCUAUUGAAGAGCAGGAACUGACGGUUGUUUUAAGUCUCUCACUUCCAGAAAGUUUCCUGGGGACCUGUCCCGUCGGAAAGUCGAGGGGCAGUUGUCUUGGUAUUUGAAAAGGGGGUAUCCAGUGAGGCGGAGCUUGAGGGGGGUGGUGUCGAGUGAUUGAUAAAGCUGUCAACCAAUAAGGCUACUAUCGCUCGCCUCAGGAAAACCACGACUCCAGCUGGAUGUGCGCAUAAUAGUGUAAUCACUCAUAAUUCUAUUUUGUUUAAUAAAAUAAUUCGUUCUUGAGACUAGACGUCUCGAAAGCGAAGACUGGCACUCCUCAGUCUACCACGGACUGCUCGCAGGCCGAUACUGAACAGAAGUACUCUUAUCAAGGAGGCGUCACCUCUGGGCAAGCCUAGCAUCAGUCCAUUGACCCCCUACAGUCACCAUGAUAGACGUUCUCCCAGACCAACAGCUUCCUUUGGCUCGAGGCGGGUCUUACGUGGAGGGCCUAUGGAUCUACGUCGGCUCAGCCAAUAGGGUCAGGGCAGGGGGCGUGGCGGGAAGUUUGAAACUGGUAACUUCGGGAGUUGCGCCACGAGCUGUUGUGCACCCAGAGGUGGAAUUGGAGCCCGGCAUUCCUUCCUCUUCCCGGGCUGGCCCUUGCCCCUACCCUGCAACUCCUGGUUGAGAUGGGCUCAGCCAAGAGCGUCCCAGUCACACCAGCGCGGCCUCCGCCGCACAACAAGCAUCUGGCUCGAGUGGCGGACCCCCGUUCACCUAGUGCUGGCAUCCUGCGCACUCCCAUCCAGGUGGAGAGCUCUCCACAGCCAGGCCUACCAGCAGGGGAGCAACUGGAGGGUCUUAAACAUGCCCAGGACUCAGAUCCUCGCUCUCCUACUCUUGGUAUUGCUCGGACACCUAUGAAGACCAGCAGUGGAGACCCCCCAAGCCCACUGGUGAAACAGCUGAGUGAAGUAUUUGAAACUGAAGACUCUAAAUCAAAUCUUCCCCCAGAGCCUGUUCUGCCCCCGGAGGCACCUUUAUCUUCUGAAUUGGACUUGCCUCUGGGUACCCAGUUAUCUGCUGAGGAACAGAUGCCACCUUGGAACCAGACUGAGUUCCCCUCCAAACAGGUGUUUUCCAAGGAGGAAGCAAGACAGCCCACAGAAACCCCUGUGGCCAGCCAGAGCUCUGACAAGCCCUCAAGGGACCCUGAGACUCCCAGAUCUUCAGGUUCUAUGCGCAAUAGAUGGAAACCAAACAGCAGCAAGGUACUAGGGAGAUCCCCCCUCACCAUCCUGCAGGAUGACAACUCCCCUGGCACCCUGACACUACGACAGGGUAAGCGGCCUUCACCCCUAAGUGAAAAUGUUAGUGAACUAAAGGAAGGAGCCAUUCUUGGAACUGGACGACCUCUGAAAACUGGAGGACGAACAUGGGAACAAGGCCAGGACCAUGACAAGGAAAAUCAGCACUUUCCCUUGGUGGAGAGCUAGGCCUUGCAUGGCCCCAGCAAUGCAAUCACCCAGGGCCUGGUGGUAUCUGUGUCCUCUCACCCCUUCUUUCCCAGGGAUACUGAGGAAAGGCUUGUUUUCUUAGACUCCUCCUCAACUACCCAACUGGGACUCAGAGCUUUAUUGGGCUUUCUUUGUGUCUUGUGUGUUUCUUUUAUAUUAAAGGAAGUGAUUUUAAAUGUUACUUUAAAAAGGUAUA